CUUACUACGCAAAGUUUGACAUUUAAAUUUUUUCUAAAAAGAAAUUUCUUUCUGUACUUCUUCGAACCUUCGUGAGGCAAGUUAAGAAUCAUUCAACAGAAGUAUGCGACAUGGAUUUUUCACAAGCUUUGCGCUUGAUGAUUUCUUCCUAACUGUCACUUCGGUGGAGAUUUCUAACUCUUUGAAAAACCACGAUGCACUCAGAGAAAAUGGCGGGUAGCAGAGAAAGUUACUACGCAAUACCCCUGAGAUCUACACGCAGCGAUAAUUUGCCUUCUCAGUUUAAAAAGUUAUUUGGGAUAAUAGUUGUGGUCUUCUAUCUUCUUCCCGUGGUUUCUGCAAAGCCGACGCCGGGUCAGCAAAGUCCUUGCGAACCAACCCAACACUGGGUUGAAGACGAAGAUGGGUCACACCAGUGUAUAAAUUGUGGAAAUUGCCCGCCGGGACAAGGUCUCUCAAUAGAGUGUGGCAGUUCUAAACUAUUACCUUUUAAAACCAUGGUGGUCUGCGUGCCAUGUAUCGCAGGAGUUUCAUUUUCCAGAUAUAAAGAUUCUUCCAAAUGCAUUCCUUGUGCAUCCUGCUCCAAAGGUCAGGUUGUGGAACAAAGCUGCUUGCCAGAGUGGGAUGUUAAGUGCACAAAUAAAUGCUCCAGCAAGGAAAGGUAUUAUGAUCUGGACAUGGGGGAUUGUCUCAAGUGCUCAAGAUGCUGUGGCGAUGAUAGAGAUGUGGUGGUAAAUGAGUGCAAAGAGAAGUUGGGAGACGGCUCAAACAUGAUUUGUUCAUUUGACAGCAGUGUCAACCGCUGUGACCAAACAACACCUCAACCAACACCCAUCAUCAGCCAUGUUGACCCCAAACAUGAUGUUCCUUAUACCACUCAAAAAAGUAAUCAUUCCAUUCAAGCUAAGGAUCAGGACUAUUUGGCAGCAAUCGUUAUUACAGUGGUGAUAAUAGUUGUUUUGGCUUUUUGCCUUUGUUGGUUCUUUUGUAUGAGGAGACUGACGCAGAUGUGUAAUACUAUUGUUGAGGAGGAAGACCAUCACAGUUCACCAGCGAUGGAGGGAAAGUUAACUUCUAACCAUAAAGAACAAUCUGACGACUCAUGCGGAAACCUAAGGGAAACUGACACGUCGAAUAAGGUUGGAAAAGCUCUGACAGAUUCGGAGGAACCCUUGCUGUGUUCGGAGGAGGGUGUUCUGGAAAACUUGGAGGACGCUCAAACCAGUAAAGCAGAAGAUUCGAAGCUACUUAGCAGCUUGUUGGAGUGUGAGUCUUACCGGUACCUAAAGAAAGUCUGUGUGCGUUUGGACACAACCACGGCAGGCGCUGGUGACUAUCGUGAUGUCUGUUUUCACUAUGGCAUUAAUCGUUAUGAGAUUGCCUCAGUGUAUGAGAAACACAGCGAUGGGCCAUCCAGAGCUCUAAUCGAUCACUUGGCAGCUACACAUGUACAGCUAACAGUGGCUGACUUUGUGGGUGUGGUAAGGAAUGUAGCAGAGAGAGACGAUGUUGCUAAAGUUCUAGAGGAAUAUGAUUCGCAGAAGGAAUGAGUGACAAGGGUUUUUUUUUUUUGGAGAAACUUACUCCCGUUAUUUUAGGUAGUUGCAAGUAUUUUGUAAAAUCGUUUCAUCUUGUUAAAUUUUUGAGAGUUAGGUUAUAAUCGGCAUGACAUAACUUUCAUCCAUGGUUUGCUAAAAAUUUGAAUACGAGAGCUGUCUACAUUCUAUAUACGCAAGCUACAAAUGAAAAAGUUCCAGUA
Messenger RNA from Pocillopora verrucosa, 1759 nucleotides. RefSeq lists its product as uncharacterized. Gene Ontology annotation, cellular component: plasma membrane; cell surface. Gene Ontology annotation, biological process: Rho protein signal transduction. The record is from RefSeq and is a predicted model, not a curated record. NCBI's taxonomy places the organism in Eukaryota, Metazoa, Cnidaria, Anthozoa, Scleractinia, Pocilloporidae. Gene Ontology annotation, molecular function: coreceptor activity; death receptor activity; nerve growth factor binding.